Messenger RNA from Anoplopoma fimbria (sablefish), 5851 nucleotides. It is a transcript of the gene tanc2b, whose product is annotated as tetratricopeptide repeat, ankyrin repeat and coiled-coil containing 2b. Gene Ontology annotation, cellular component: dendritic spine. Gene Ontology annotation, molecular function: protein binding. The record is from RefSeq and is a predicted model, not a curated record. NCBI's taxonomy places the organism in Eukaryota, Metazoa, Chordata, Actinopteri, Perciformes, Anoplopomatidae. Gene Ontology annotation, biological process: regulation of dendritic spine morphogenesis.
GGCAGCCAACACAUUGAUGACGCGCCUGGGUUUCCUUCUGGGAGACAAAGUGAGCGAGGGGCCAGCCGGUACCCAGUACAGCAUGGAGGAACCCGAGGCGAGACAGGGCCAGAACCAGAGGAUCAGCCCGUGCUCCACCCUGACCAGCAGCACUGCCUCACCCCCUGCAGGCAGCCCCUGCUCCACCCCCCCUGCUAUGCCUGGCCAGGCCGGCAACAGGGACUGCGCCUACGGCUCCGUCACCAGUCCCACCUCCACCCUGGAGAGCAGGGACAGCGGGAUUAUCGCCACGUUGACCAGCUACUCGGAGAACAUGGAGCGAGGCGGCAAAUACGGCGAGGGCUCCCGGGGAAACCUGAAACUGUGGCAGUCCCAGAAAUCAGGCAUGGACUCGUUCCUGUACAGGGUGGAUGAAAACAUGACCGCCUCCACCUACAGCCUCAACAAAAUCCCCGAGCGAAACCUGGAGAGCAUGUCCUCCCACUCCGCCCACUCCAUCCCUCUGUACCUCAUGCCCCGCCCUAACUCUGUGGCUGCUACCAGCUCAGCCCACCUGGAGGACCUGGCGUACCUGGAUGAGCAGAGACACACUCCGUUACGCACAUCGCUGCGCAUGCCCAGACAGAGCACCACCUGCGGGCCGGGUCGCUCCGGGCAGGACCUGAGAGUGCGUUUUGCACCCUACCGGCCUCAAGACAUCGCCCUCAAACCCCUUCUGUUUGAGGUGCCCAGCAUCACCAUGGACUCCGUCUUCACGGGCCGCGAGUGGCUCUUCCAGGAGAUCGACGCCCACCUCAACAGCCCCAACGCCAGCACCAACCGCGGCGUGGCGGUGGUGGGCAACAUCGGCUUCGGCAAGACCGCGAUCAUCUCUCGCCUGGUGGCUCUCAGCUGCCACGGCACCCGCAUGAGACAGAUCGCCUCCGACAGCCCCCAGGCCUCGCCCAAACAUGGAGAGGGGCUCCCUCUCACUCAGCCUCAGCCCACGCAUGGCACCCUGGGAGGAGGCAGCUGUCCCGGGACCCCCGAGAUGAGGCGACGUCAGGAAGAAGCCAUGAGGAGGCUGGCGUCUCAGGUGGUGGCGUAUCACUACUGCCAGGCAGAUAAUGCCUACACCUGCCUGGUGCCUGAGUUUGUGCACAAUGUGGCAGCUCUGCUGUGCCGCUCGCCACACCUGGUCGCCUACAGGGAGCAGCUGCUGAGGGAGCCGCACCUCCAGAGCAUCCUGAGUCUGCGCUCCUGCGUCCAGGACCCUCUGGCCUCCUUCAGGAGGGGGGUCCUGGAGCCCCUGGAUGCACUUUACAAAGAGAGGAAGAUCAACUCUGAGGAGGACCUCAUCAUCCUCAUAGACGGUCUGAACGAGGCAGAGUUCCACAAGCCGGACUACGGAGACACCAUCGUGUCCUUCCUCACCAAAACCAUCAACAAGUUCCCUCCAUGGCUCAAACUGGUGGUGACAGUCAGAACCACGUUACAGGAGAUCGCCAACGAUCUGCCGUUCCACCGCAUCUCUCUGGACGGCCUGGAGGAGAACGACGCCAUAGACCAGGACCUGCAGGGCUACAUCCUGCACCGCAUCCACAGCAGCCCGGAGAUCCAGAACAACAUCUCGCUCAACGGCAAGAUGGACAACACCACCUUCGGCAAGCUCAGCGCCCACCUCAAGGCCCUGAGCCAGGGCUCCUACCUGUACCUCAAGCUCACCUUUGACCUCAUCGAGAAGGGCUACCUUGUCCUCAAAAGCUCCAGCUAUAAGGUGGUUCCAGUCAACCUGGCGGAGGUUUACCUGCUGCAGUGCAACAUGCGCUUCCCCACGCAGUCGUCGUUCGAGCGGGCGCUUCCUCUGCUCAACGUGGCCGUGGCCUCGCUCCAUCCGCUGACCGAUGAGCAGAUUUAUCAGGCCAUCAACUCUGGUUCGCUGCAGGGCACUCUGGACUGGGAGGAUUUCCAACAGCGUGUAGACAACCUGUCCGUCUUCCUGGUGAAGAGGAGGGACGGUACCAGGAUGUUUGUUCACCCGUCCUUCAGGGAGUGGCUGAUCUGGAGGGAAGAAGGAGAAAAGACUAAGUUCCUCUGUGACCCGAGGAGCGGUCACACCCUGCUGGCCUUCUGGUUCUCCCGGCAGGAGAACAAGCUGAACAGACAGCAGACUAUUGAGCUGGGCCAUCACAUCCUCAAAGCACAUAUCUUCAAGGGUCUCAGCAAGAAAGUUGGAGUUUCCUCAUCCAUCUUGCAGGGCCUGUGGGUAUCCUACAGCACAGAGGGCCUUUCAGCUGCACUUUCUUCGCUCCGAAACCUCUACACUCCCAACAUCAAGGUGAGUCGUCUGCUGAUGCUCGGCGGUGCCAACGUGAACUACCGCACCGAGGUCCUGAACAACGCCCCCGUCCUGUGUGUCCACUCCCACCUGGGCUACAUGGACAUGGUCGCUCUGCUGCUGGAGUACGGCGCCUCGGUCGACGCUCCGUCCGAGAGCGGCCUCAUGCCGCUGGGAUACGCCGCCGCCGGGGGACACAUGGCCAUCGUGACGGCGCUGUGCCGCAGGAGAGCGAAGGUGGACCACCUGGAUAAGAACGGCCAGUGCGCUCUGGUUCACGCGGCCCUCAGGGGUCACAUGGAGGUGGUGAAGUUCCUGAUCCAGUGUGAUUGGAGCAUGGGGCCACAGCAGCAGGAGCAGUCUCCACAAAACCAACAACAGGCGUCCUUCACCAAGAGCCACGCGGUCCAGCAGGCCCUCAUCGCUGCAGCCAGUAUGGGAUACACAGAGAUUGUGUCCUACCUGCUGGAUUUGCCAGAGAAAGAUGAAGAGGAGGUGGAGCGGGCGCAGAUCAAUAACUUUGACACCCUGUGGGGGGAGACAGCUCUGACCGCAGCCUCCGGUCGGGGGAAGCUGGAGGUUUGUCGUCUGCUGCUGGAGCAGGGGGCGGCCGUGGCCCAGCCCAACAGACGAGGAAUCGUCCCGCUGUUCAGCGCCGUCCGACAGGGACACUGGCAGAUCGUGGACCUCCUCCUCACACAUGGCGCCGAUGUCAACCUGGCUGACAAGCAGGGUCGGACUCCUCUAAUGAUGGCCGCCUCAGAGGGACACCUGGGGACUGUUGAGUUUCUACUAUCUCAAGGAGCCUCUCUGUCUCUGAUGGAUAAGGAGGGUCUGACGGCUCUGAGCUGGGCCUGUCUGAAGGGACAUCUACCCGUCGUCCGCUGCCUGGUGGAGAGCGGCGCUGCCACCGACCACGCCGACAAGAACGGACGCACGCCCCUCGACCUGGCAGCCUUCUACGGCGACUCGGAAGUGGUCCAGUUCUUGGUUGACCACGGGGCCAUGAUCGAGCAUGUAGACUACAGCGGGAUGCGACCCCUCGACAGGGCGGUGGGCUGCAGAAACACGUCGGUGGUGGUCGCCCUGCUCAAGAAAGGAGCCAAGAUAGGUCCAGCCACAUGGGCCAUGGCCACCUCCAAACCCGACAUCAUGAUCAUCUUACUCAGCAAACUCAUCGAGGAGGGGGACAGCUACUAUAAGAAGGGGAAGGUGAAGGAGGCAGCGCAGCGUUAUCAGUAUGCCCUCAAAAAGUUUCCACGCGAAGGCUUCAGCGACGACCUCAAGACAUUCAGGGAACUCAAAGUAUCGCUCUUCCUCAACCUGUCCCGAUGUCGGAGGAAAAUGAACGACUUUGGGAUGGCUGAGGAAUUUGCUACAAAGGCACUCGAACUGAAACCAAAAUCCUAUGAAGCAUACUAUGCCAGAGCACGCGCCAAGCGUAGCAGCAGACAAUUUCCUGAAGCCUUAGAGGACCUGAAUGAAGCCAUGAGGCAGUGCCCCAACAACCGAGAGAUCCAGCGGCUGCUCCAGAGGGUGGAGGAGGAAUACCAUGAGCUCAGCCAGGAGGAGCACCAGCAGCUGGAGCUGGAGCCUCCCCCCUCUCCUCCUCCUACGCCUCCCCCAGAAGACGAGGAGUCCUUGUCCCUGUCCCUCUCCAUGCCUCUCCCCCCUCCCCCAGAGCCCCGUCUGGAGGACAUGGAGCCCGUCCAGGACCUGUUCGAGGACGAGGACUACCUGGAGCAGGAGCUGGAGGCCAUGUCUGUGGGUCUGCCCCCACCCGAGUCUCACUCCAAUCCGUCCAGCCUCCCCAUCAUUCAGAGCCCACCGCUCUCCCCGACACAUCCGGAUCAGAUCUACUUAGCCGGGGGUUCGCCCAUGGGCCAGCCCUACGAAUAUCACCCCACCUCCUCCUCCAUGUCCUCUCCGACCCGCGGGUCGUACCAGCCCACGUCGCCCUCCCUCUCCCCGACACAUCAGAACCACUAUCGACACAGCCCGCCUCAUACCUCCCCGGUGCACCAGUCGUCCUACGGCUACAGCCCGCCUUCUAUGGGUCCUGGGGGUCAGGGGAUGGAUCACCAGAGCCCACCGCCUUCCCCUCUACGUCGGGCUGCUCAGUACAGAGCCAGUCCGCCGGUAGAGAGUGUUUGUCUGUACAGGUCCCAGUCUGGGUCUCCCGUGCGUUACCAGACGGAGCAGCUCCCCGGCCGACCCAAAUCUCCCCUCUCCAAGAUGAGCAGCCAGCGUUCGUUCCAGCUGAGCUCUCAGCCUUCUCUGUCCUCGCAGCACCACCAAGCCCAAGGCCUUCGUCUUCAGCCUUCCAUAGCCCAAAUAGUCCGCACAAACCAGCCCAGCAACGUGAUGGGCAACAGCAUGUACGGCGGCCAGAUGGGCCACUCCAUGGGUGGUCGCUAUCAGGGGGGUUCGGUGGACGUUGAGAGCCGACUGGUGUACCAGCCGUCUCUGGAUGGACGGUCCAUGCCCCAGGUCCAGGCCAGCCUCAGCUCUGGGGCCCUCUGUCAGCACGGCGGCCGAGGAGGGGUUAUGGAGUCGGGCCUGUUGAAGGAUGAGCUACCCCAGCGCCCCUCCUCUGCCUACCGCCAGCAGCGGGGGCCCGGGGGCAUCCGUUACAGCCAGACGCCUCAGAUAAGCCGUAGCCAGUCGGCCGCCUACUACCCGGUCUCCGAACACGUUAUGGAGCGAGCCAAUGCCAUGCCCCCUUGCCAGCUGGGCUCUCCUGAGAUCCCACACAUGGUGAGACGCCCCGUCAGUGCCAAUACUACUGAGAUGAAGCAGCACGUGCCCACCCCCAGGCCUCUCAUCCACUCUCAGAGCGUAGGCCUUCGAUUCUCCCCCUCCAGCAACAACAUCUCAACUGGGUCCACCUCGAAUCUAGCGCCGGGUUUCAGGCCGUCCUCCUCCAUCCAGCAGAUGGAGAUCCCCCUGCAAGCCACUUACGAGCGCAGCUGCGAUGACAUCUCUCCCAUCUCCCCCUCCCAGGGCGGUGGGGGCCUGUAUCCGGGCGAGAGCACCCGCUCACGGAACACGCCCUUCAUGGGCAUCAUAGACAAGACGGCGCGGACGCAGCAGUACCUGCAUCAGCCCUCGCGGUCCAGGGCCAUGGACUCCGCCAUCAGCCCCACUUCGCCUGGCCAGCUGGUCCAGCAAGGCUCCACCUACAGCCCCCCCGCCUCGCUGGGCAACAUCGCCUACUACAACAAGACCAACAACGCCCAGAACGGACACCUGUUGGAGGAGGACUACUACACCCAGACCCAGCCCCCCUCGCUGGGCAAGCUGGCCAACGGCUCCCGCGGCAAUGGGGACAUCCUGGAGCGGGUCAGCCAGGUGCCCACCUACCCGGAUGUGAAGGUGGCGAGGACUCUGCCCGUGGCUCAGGCCUACCAGGACAACAUGUACCGCCAGCUCUCGCGUGACUCCCGGACCCAAGGCCCCACCUCCCCCAUCAAACCAAAGAGACCAUUUGUGGAGUCAAAUGUGUGAUGGUCUGUCUGUGACUGGUUGGUUGGA